Myxocyprinus asiaticus (Chinese sucker) is the source of this 10193-nucleotide messenger RNA. RefSeq names its product transcription factor E3-like. Lineage: Eukaryota; Metazoa; Chordata; Actinopteri; Cypriniformes; Catostomidae. Gene Ontology annotation, molecular function: protein dimerization activity; RNA polymerase II cis-regulatory region sequence-specific DNA binding; DNA-binding transcription factor activity, RNA polymerase II-specific. The transcript is spliced from 16 exons. The record is from RefSeq and is a predicted model, not a curated record. Gene Ontology annotation, biological process: regulation of transcription by RNA polymerase II. Gene Ontology annotation, cellular component: nucleus. Bases 3949 to 5517 code for a protein of 522 amino acids.
GCAAAAGCGAGCGAAACGCCUAGGGUUUUGUGGUUACUAAGGCCAAGGAUGGGCAGCAAUCUCAAGCAGGGAGGAAGGAUCCUGGCUUGCCUAAUGUGCGCAGCUUCAUGGAAAACAGUCAGACUCAGAGACAAGCUGAACUCAGAAAACAGAGGAUGGAGGAGUAAAAAGAGAGAUGGAGGUUAACAAGAGAGAGUGAUGAUGAUGAAAAGGAGAAGUCUGGACAGGUUCCAGAAAAACAUUCAGCUACGGCAGAGAGAGUAUGAACAGAGGGAACUUCAAAUGCAGAACUUGGAGAAAAACGUCAAUUUUGAAACUGAGAACUCAAGGAAGGCGUACUGCAGAGAAUUUAAAAAGAUUUGGUGUCCAAGGACAUUGUGGAAAAAUGGAUCAAGUAUCUUUGCAACGAGUUUCCUACUGUGGCUUUUAAAACCUCCACUCAGCAGCAGAACAAGAAUUUGACGCGCAGCCGUGUACCUGUGACCAAGGCUACACAAGAGCUUCUUGGAAGCAGCGCAUGUGUCGGAGCAGAUUGUUUAAUGAAGCUUCUUGGAAACUGCUGCCGUAAGAUAUAAAAACUGCCAUAACUGUAGGGGUGGUUGGUGAGUUUUCAAAAAACAGUUUUGUUUCUUCUGUAAAUUAUAUUACAUGCCAAUUAUUCUAGAGAUGUCCCAAUUCCGACUCUUAAAAAUACUCUGAUACCAAACACCGAUACCGUCUAAAUUACGAGUGUCAUUUCGUAACAUUCAGUGCACAAAUUAAAAGCACGUUAAGUCCUAGUGUGAUUAUUAAAUGGCAAAGGCUGUGAUUUAAUAAAAGAAAAUUAUAGUCUGCAUGUGCUGCAUGCUUCAAAGUGAAUGUGUGAAGCUGGCUAGUCAUACACUGAAACAUCUCAUCACAAUCAUCUUGCGCACUCUUGUGUGCAGUAGAUGAUAGAGCAGAGCAUGCAUUUACUACACAGUGCGCAGCACGUACAGACUAUAUAUUGGUUAAAUUAAAAUGCAGUCUUUUGGAGUUAGAAAAUCAUACUAGGCCAUUUAAAGAUUUGCUUUUCCAGAGGUGUGAAGCUGUCGUCAAAAACAUACACACCAAAAAGGACUUCACUCGGUUUUCUGCCAAAAUAAAAGCUCCAUUUAAUUGGGGGGAAAAAAACACAACAGAAAUAUAUCACUAAUGUGUAGUUAUGUAAUAUCCACUUUAAUAAUUAUAAUAAAUAAAUAAUAAUUGUAUUAUAUUUAAGCAAUAUCUCUGAUCUGUAAUGCUCUUUGUACAGCACUUAAUUUGACAAAAAUAACUCCAAUUUUGGAUUGUGCUGCAUAAAAGUACUUUGUAUGAAAAAAAAUUAUGCAUUAUGUUGAAAAUUAAUUGUGCUAUUUUCAUCAGAUUAAAUUAAUAAAUUUUAUUUGUUCAGACACCCUUUUGAUGAUAAAAUGUAAUUAAACUGUCAAAUAUGAAAUUCAGAAAAAAAUUAAACCAAAAACACUUUUUUUUUAAUAAUUUUAUGCAGCUAAAAUGACUAUUUUAUUGUCUUUUGAGUAACAGUUGUUGAAACACAACAAACACGCAAUCCUCAAACCAUCAGUGUCACAGUGCUGUAUUUUAAAUAACUGCAACAUUACAAAAAAAUAUAACAAAACCGGUAGAGUCCUGAAAAGGAAGUAUCUGUACUCGGUCUCCAAAAAAUAGUAUUGGGACAUCCCCAACUAAUUCCAUAUUAUGCAAAUUGGCAACAGACACCUGUUUUUUUUUUUUUUGGAAUCAUAUUGCCACACUUGAAUGUUUCAGGUUUUCCAAAUGUGGGUUAAAGCAGUUUAAUUAACAGCUUGAAGCGUGCUUGCGCUUGUAACAUCGUAGCUACACCUGGAGUUACUAAGUAUGUGUAGAAUUUUGUUUGUAUUUUUUAUAAAGAUUUGUUUCCUUUUAUUGAUAUUGUCUGCUGCCCUUCCCUCAAAUCAAGCUGUUUUUCAGGUGUUUACAGGAAGUCCAUCUGGACAAUCACAUUAAAUGUUUAAUAGGUUACAGUACUGGUGACCUUAACAUCACAUCAGUGUUGGGGAAGCUACUUUUUAAACUGUGGUUUUCCAGGCUACAGUAUACUUAUUACUUAAAGUAGUUAAACUACAGUCAAGCUACUCUUUUAAAAAAGUAGUUAGCUACACUACAAGCUACUAGCAAAAAGUAGCUAACUGCAUUGAAGCUAUGUAACCUUUUCAACUCUGAGGCAUUUUUGGGCUGCCACCUGCAAUUUUUCACACUCAAAUAUAAAAGCUCAUCAUAUACACAUACUGUGAACUAGUUGCCAAAAAUUGGUCUAAAAAAUAAAAAAAUUAAAAAAGACUCCAUUUAUUCAUAAAUAAUACUGUAUAUAUUUACAGUCUUGUGAGUAUAAUUUUUUUACCUCUUUUUUUUUUUUCCCCUCCUAACUUUGUAAGCAUGUAAUUCUGGUUAUGUUCAUGCCAUCUCCCUCUAAAAAGUCUUAUUUUAUUCCACUAGAUAGCAGCAAGUACUAGAAAAAAUAUUUUUUCUUCUAUCACCAACACAAAAUGCCGAUCUGAAAGGUAGGUGGCGCUCUAAUGCAUUUUAAUCCUCACAGAUUUACUUGCCCAUAGAAAUUCAGUCUAAUUUACAGUUCAUGCCCCCGCCCCCCCCAAUUGAUUCAUCGAAUAUAUCGGCUUCUGAGUGAACUAGAAGCUAAAUCUAUGUGCCAUUAGAAAGCGAGAUCCUCCCCUUUGUGAUGAUGUUUAACAUUUUAUCACCAAUAGUCGAUAACAUAUAUUUCCAGUGAUAUGUUUAGCAUGCUUUUCCUGCUGGACCGCAUAUUUUGUUCUGGACAUCUUAGAUAUAACUGGAUUAUUCACACAAGCAAGCUCACAGACAAGCAAUGGCUAAUUUUUUAGAAAACUGCCUACGGUAUAAAGCAGCAGUGAUCGGUGCAUAAAAGAGACGUUUGUAUUUGAUGUCUUACAGAUAUCAUAUUUCACUUUGUGUUUCUUUUGAAAAUCUUUCUAACUGUGCUAUUAGAAAACCAUAGUUACUAUAUAUGGAUACUACAGUAUUACAGUAGUAAAACCAUGGGGUUAAUUGUAUCAAAACUAUGUUUUCCACCAAAGAACAUGGUUACUACAGUCAUGGUUACUACAAUAGGGUAACAACAUUAAAUUGAACAUAAAUGUAUAUUUAUAUACACCAAUAAACUAGAAAACAUUCUAUUUUAUAUGACAAUCGAAAUAUAGUGACAACAAACGGCAGUUAAGUAAAUAUUUCGCUUAAACAAAAAAAAAAAAAAAAAAAAGAAGGCAAUGUCCCUUUAAGGCUGUGCAGCGGCUCAAAUGAAUAAGUGAAUCAUUUAUGUGAACUAGUUCAUUGACAUGAACCGUCCAAAAGAACACACUCAGGAAAAUUAAUCGGAGUUCCCAGUGCUAAAUAUAAGGGGAAAUAUUUAUUUUAACCGGUUCAUUGAACUGUCUGAACAAACUGAUUCACUUAAAUUAUUUGCUGUGCAUUUGGUUACACCACAUUGACCUGUUGUUUUAGAUCAAUCAAAAUGUAAAAUCUAAAUUUGCUGCCUUGCAAACACUGUAACUAGCAAAGCUGUUUUUGGUUUGUCAAAAUCAAUUAAAGUCUUUGGACUGUAUUUUCAAAGUACAUUUGGAAUUCCUGUUUGAACUCUUUGUCUGUUUAAGAGGUCGCAUCAGCUACUUCACACAUCCUCCGGAGACACGCUGUCCACGCAUGUCAUUGCUGAGAUGGGCAAGGCAUUUGACUGGGAUGAAUUGGAGAAGGGCAAUCUGGAGAGUGUAGCACAUCUGAUGUGGAGAUGAGCUUCUGCAUUGCUACAUCUGGAAUGACACAAGGGGGUCAAAGAGAUGAACCAUUAGAGGAUCCUGACCUUCAAGAGACCGCUGAAUUAAUGGAUGCAGAUGAGGACCAAGAGUUAAGUUUGGACCAAUGACGGUUGAGCUCAAAGUUCCCAAGACAAAAACCAGUGGUGCGGUUGAAGCGGCAGGCCCAAAGCCAGUGGACUUAAAAGAUAUCUUGGAUGUUGACCCUCUCCUGCAAGGGCAGGCGCUCCUGGCUGCCAACAAAAAGAGAAAGAAGCAGCAAAAAAGAGCUGAUUUUUCAUUCUUCUUAUACGUGGCCCGUGGAACCUGUGUAGCCAUGUCAUCCCGAGUGUUGCUUCGGCAACAGCUGAUGCGGGAGCAGGCGCAGGAGCAGGAGAGGAGGGAGGCGCAGCAGCAGGCAUCAGUCGCUCAGCUCCGACCUACAGGCUCCACUCCAGCCAUCUCAGUCACGGUCCCACCCAUGGCUGCCCGCCCUCCUCCAGCUCAAGUACCAGUGGAAGUUCUGAAGGUGCAAACUCAUCUUGAAAACCCAACUAAAUACCACAUCCAGCAAGCUCAGAGGCAGCAGGUGAAGCAGUACUUGUCUACCACACUUGGCAAUAAAGUUGCCACACAAACUCUUGCCGUGUCCCCUGUUCUGCAGUCAAACUCUGCCCCAGAGAGGGCAACCUCUGCAAGCAGCGCUCCCAACAGCCCAAUGGCACAUCUGAACCUGGGCUCCAACAAAGAAGAGAUGGAUGAUGUUAUUGAUGACAUCAUCAGCCUUGAGUCCAGCUUUAAUGAUGAUAUCAUGUCACUGAUUGAUUCUGGGCUACAACUCCCAAACACGCUACCAGGCAACAUUUUGGAUGUCUACAACGGUCCUGGCAUGGCAACCCCCACCAUCACCAUCAGCAACUCCUGUCCGGCGGAUCUAACUAAUAUCAAAAGGGAAUUAAAUGAGGUAGAGGCCAGAACUCUCAUGAAGGAGAGGCAGAAGAAAGAUAAUCAUAAUCUCAUUGAAAGGAGGAGAAGAUUUAACAUAAAUGACAGAAUAAAGGAACUAGGGGCUCUGAUACCCAAAUCCAACGAUCCGGAGAUGCGUUUGAACAAAGGAACCAUAUUGAAGGCAUCUGUUGAUUAUAUAAGAAAACUUCAGAAAGAGCAACAGAGGGCCAAAGAGGUCGAGAUGAGACAGAAGAAACUGGAGCAAGCAAACCAGGCCUUGCUGCUUCGCAUACAGGAAUUAGAGAUGCAAGCUCAGCUUCAUGGCCUCUCUGCUUCUAUGUCCCCUGGUCUGGGCUCAGACACUUCCUUCCUUCAGCAACAGCUACAGCAGGCAAACCAGUCUUUGCAGCCCAUUGCUGGAGAAGGCCAACCUCAGACCCACCUCACCAUGGAAGGAGCCAUGGCACAGACUUCCCCAUCUCCUUUUCUCACAGUACCCCCUUCUGUUUCUCCGGCUGGUGCGGCAGUCAGCGGCCCUCUUGAUUUGGGUGCAUUUAGCUUCGCAGAGCUGGAUGACCCCACAGCCUCUGAUCUCUACCCUGAUGUGGGUCUCAGUGACAUUCUGAUGGAUGAGGGCUACACGCUGUCCACUGUCAGGUCUUCAGAUGCGCUCUUCUCUCCAGUGUCUCCUGGAGCCUCUAAAACCAGCAGCCGCAGAAGCAGCAUGAAUAUGGAAGAAGACUUGUGACUGAACUGACCAGUGUGUGUGUGUGUGUGUGUGUGUGUGUGUGUGUGUGUGUGUUUGUGUGUGUUUGUGUGUGUGUGUGUGUUUGUGUGUGUGUGUGUGUGUGUGUGUGUGUGUGUGCGGGCUCUUUUUAAUGCUCCAUGUCUCUCAGGAGUGUCCACUAUUCUAACUUAUACCCCAUUUCCACUGAAACAGUGCUGGUACCAGCAGAGUUAAUCCCUUCAACAAAAUGAUUGACGAAAAUGUUUUUUGAUUUUGAAGACGAGCCAAAAAAUUAGCAUCAUGUAGAUAAUUAAACUAUUUCUUGUGAUAAGAAAUAAACAGCACUGCAGGAUAUUACCAAUGCACUGUCAAUGUUUUUAGAAGAAGAAAUGUUUUUUUGAAAAUUGUUGAUUCAGAUGAUUUAGUCAGUCAUAGUAUUUAAGGGAUUGCCCCGCUUGAGCUGCGUGAGCAGAAAGAGCUGAACAUCGGUAAACUGAAGCUCUUAUUUACUAGCAGGUUAAAGGAAUAUUCCGGGUUAAAUACAAGUUAAGCUCAAUCGACAGUAUUUGUGGCAUAAUGUUGAUUACCACAAAAAUCAGUUUUGACUUGUCCCUCCUUUUCUUUAAAAAAAAAAUCAAAAAUCUGGGUUCCAGUGAGGCACUUACAGUUGUGGCCAAAAAUAUUGGCACCCUUGGUAAAUAUGAGCAAAGAAUGCUGUGUAAAAUACAGUAUGUCUUUAUUGUUUAUCCUUUUGAUCUUUCAUUCAAAAUAUUCACAAAAAUCUACCGUCAAAUGGAUAUCAAAUAAUUGCAAACACACAAGUUUUAUCAAAAAACAAAUAUUUUUGUCAAAUAUAUGUGUGGCACAAUUAUUGGCACCCUUUUAUUCAAUACUUGGUGCAACCUUCCUUUGCCAAGAUAACAGCUCUGAGUCUUCUCCUAUAAUUCAUAAUGAGGUUGGAGAACACAUGGCAAGGGAUCUGAGACCAUUCCUCCAUACAGAAUCUCUACAGAUCCUUCAAAUUCCAAGCUCAACGCUGGUGGACUCUCCUCUUCAGUUCACCCCACAGGUUUCUAUGGGGUUCAGGUCAGGGGACUGGGAUAGCCAUGGCAGAACCUUGAUUUUGUGGUCAGUGAACCAUUUUUGCGUUGAUUUUGAUGUUUGUUUUGGAUCAUUGUCCUGUUGGAAUAUCCAACCAGGGCCCAUUGUAAGAUUUCUGGCAGAGGCAUUCAUGUUUUGAUUUUUUAUCUGCUGGUAUUUGAUAGAGUCCAUGAUGCCAUGUAUCCGAACAAGAUGUCCAGGACCUCUGGCAGAAAAACAGCCCCACAACAUUAAAGAUCCAGCACCACAUUUAACCGUGGGCAUUGGGUACUACUUCAUCUCUGUGUGCGCCAAACCCAUCUCUGGUGUUUUGUUUUAUCUGACCAUAGAAACUGGUCCUAUUUGAAGUUCCAGUAGUGUCUGGCAAAUUGAAGAUGCUUGUUGGAUGAGAGCGGAGGCUUUUUUCUUGAAACCCUUCCAAACAACUUGUAGGUGACAUCUGAUUGUAGUUUUGGAGACUUUCUGACCCCAAGAGCCAACUAGUGUUUUUAUAUAAUCAUAAGCUAAACAUUUCUACCUUUUAAACCCGAUUUAAACCUCGAUUGUUUAAUUUUUUUUAUAAGAAAAGGAGGAACGUGUCAAAAUUAUUUUUUGUGGUAAUCAACAUCAUGCUACAAUUGCUGUCAGUUUAGCUUAACUUGUAUUGAACCCGGAAUAUUCCUUUAAACUAAGUUGCGUGCUAGUCAGAAUUAUCUCUGGUUGUUAAUAAGCCAUUGCCAUAAUGCGCUAUAUGCAAAAUCCUAAACUGUCUCUAAAACAGAGAAAUAAUAACAUAGAAAAUUUCAUUUUUCACAAGGUCUUAUACAAGAUAAUACAUGUUUAAUAAAUGUUUGUUUUAUUUUUUAUAUUUGGUAAAGGCUUCAGCUGUUACAGUUGGAUACUGUGGCUUUUUUUUUUCAUACUGCAUAUUAAUAAACUAUAACGUUUAACGUAAGGUUAUUUUUGUUAUUUACCAUGACGUGCUGUUUUAGUCAGAGUAAAAAUGAGUAAAAUGAAUGAAAAUGACAUGAAAUAUUGACUACAUUUAAAGGACAGUUUCGUUAGAAAGACUAAAAUUAUGACAAAAGCAAAAAUCUGUGUCAAAAGUUAUAUUUUUAGGAUACCGUGGUUUUAAAAACAACCCAAAACCCAAAACAAAACCAGAUGUUACAAAACUAGAUCUAACUAAAUUAUUUUAUUGAUAAAUAUCAUGUGUGAACUGAUUGCUACUACUGAUCAUUAGACCAAAGCCAGCUUGUGAUGGCUUAAAGAUGCUGAAUUAAAUUACUUUGCAAGGUAAACAAAGGCCGCAAUGCGCUAUUUUGUUCGUGGUCAGUUACGUCAUCAUUCGUCUCUUAUGUCAGUUGAAAUGCGGGCCAUUUCCAUGAGAGGUUUGUAGAUCCCCCAGCUGAGCACCGCCUCUCACCAGCAUCAUUUUGUUGGAAAAGGGGUAUGAGAUUGUCUUGUGUACAGUUAUAAGUUGCUGUCGUAUCUCCAUUUUGUCUUUGAUGUAAGGCAGGACAUUUUAACAUCUCUGUGUCGUGUCAUAUUAUACAAAUAUUAUUAGACUCUGCAUUCACAGCAAAUAAGUGCACGUGUAUAUGAUUUUGGAGUGUGGAGUGAGUAGUCACCUUAUAGUCACUUACUGUACCAAUUCUGUUUCAGAAUUGUGUUAAUAGCAUGGAGUGGAGUGAUAUUUCAAAUUGCUCAACUUUAAGCAAUAUUAUUAACCGCAUAUAUAAUUAUAUAAUAUUUUUUUAACACUGUUGGCUUCACAUUCAUUCAAGUGGUUGUGUAUUUACUACUAACUGAUUUGAAAUUCAGUUUACAUCAUUUGAUAUCUUAUUUGUUUAUUCUUAUUAUUAAUUAGAUUUCUUUUAAUGUUACAUUGAUAAACAAACAUUUGAUGGUGCAGUUCCUCAUAAAUCAUUUUGUUUGUUUUUAGACUUGAGCUGUUUAUAAGGAGACAAGCCACAUAAACCAUGUACAAAUAGCUUUUCAGGUGUACUGUUUUUUUAAAGCUACCUCUGCCUAAAGUACAUUUGGUAACAAUUUACAAUAAGGUUCCGUCCACUAACAUUAAUGCAUUAGGUAUCAUGAACUAACAAUGAACAGAUAUAUAUAUAUUACAGCAUUUAUUAAUCUUUGUUAAUGGUAGUUUAUAAAAAAUCCAAUUGUUCAUUUUUAAUUCAUGUUAGUGCAUUAACUAAUGUUAACUAAUCCACCUUUGGUUUUAAAAAUGUUACUAGGUUGAAAUUAACAUUAACAAAGAUUAAUAAAUGCUCUAAAAGUAUUGUUCAUUGUUUGUUCAUGUUAACUAAUGUACUUAACUAAUUUUAACAAAUGGAAUCUUAUUGUACAGUGUUACCGUACAUUUUAACCAGUAGAUCCAAAUUAACAUUUUGUUAGAUGCAGCAAAAUACACGUCACUGCAAAUGUAAAUGUUCUGUAAAUCUACCUACACAUCUCUGUUGGUAGGAAUAAUGUUAAGCAAUCUGCCAGUCAAAGCCAAAUUAAUUUUCUCUCUUAUUAAAUAGUGUAAUGACACUCUCAUAACUGUGCCUUUAGCAUUAAGGGGAAAAACAUCAUUUGUUUGGUUUGUAAAUAUUAGAAAAAGAAAAAAGAAUGCAGAUGGGUCUCCAAAGUUCCUCGGUUGUUUUCUGUGAAUUCUACAGCAAUUGAAUGUAUAAUAUAUAACUUUUAAAAUAUGCCAUAUUUUUCUGAAUGUCUGAAGAACAGAAAAAGUGUUUCAAAGUUAUGUGAAAUCACACAGCAAUAAUAUAUAUAUUUUUUGACAUAAUUGCUGACAAUAAAUAUAUGUCCUUUGAUACACACUACCGGUCAAAAGUUUUGAAACACUUGACCGAAAUGUUUCUCAUGAUCUUAAAAAUCUUUUGAUCUGAAGGCGUAUGCUUAAAUGUUUGAAAUUAGUUUUGUAGACAAAAAUAUAAUUGUGCCACCAUAUUAAUUUAUUUCAUUACAAAAUUAAAAUGUAAUAAUAAAAAAUAAUAUUUUUUGAAAUUGAUGACUUUGACCAAAUAAUAAAGAAAAGCAGCCAAUAAGUGCCCAGCAUAGAUGGGAACUCCUUCAAUACUGUUUAAAAAGCAUCCCAGGGUGAUACCUCAAGAAGUUGGUUGAGAAAAUGUCAAGAGUACAUGUCUGCAAAUUCUAGACAAAAUGUGGCCACUUUGAAGAUGCUAAAAUAUAACACCGUUUUGAUUUAUUUUGGAUUUUGUUUAGUCACAACAUAAUUCCCAUAGUUCCAUUUAUGUUAUUCCAUAGUUUUGAUGACUUUACUAUUAUUCUAAAAUGUGAAGAAAAAAAAUUAUAAUAAAGAAUAAGUGUUUCAAAACUUUUGUAGUAUAUAUCAAUAAUUGUAUCUCGGGACAUAUUUCCACUAAUUAAAACUAAAUUGCCAGCCCCUCUUUUGCUACUGUUGUUUUUUAUUACCAUCUUUAUUAUCUGGACUGAUUUAAAUGUGGAUUGUUUUGUUCUUGAUUUGUAUUCUGAUAAAGAUUUUUCAACUUAUAAUAGAGAGAAACUGUAUUUUUAGUAGGAUUUGUCCCCUGUGUGUUGGUGGCCUUUAAUUGGCUAAAAUAAACUGAUGAGAAAAGAGA